Chlorella variabilis is the source of this 1717-nucleotide messenger RNA. RefSeq lists its product as hypothetical. Bases 117 to 1595 code for a protein of 492 amino acids. Gene Ontology annotation, molecular function: glucuronosyltransferase activity; xylosyltransferase activity. NCBI's taxonomy places the organism in Eukaryota, Viridiplantae, Chlorophyta, Trebouxiophyceae, Chlorellales, Chlorellaceae. The transcript is spliced from 7 exons. The record is from RefSeq and is a predicted model, not a curated record. Gene Ontology annotation, biological process: protein O-linked glycosylation via mannose.
GCGCAUUUGAACAGCCCCUGCCAGCCACUUGCACCUGCAGCCCCAUCCGCGUCGUCGCUUUGGCUGGCCUGGGCUUCGGGACGAGUCUGCAGCCGCGUGAGAUCACGAGCCCACACAUGGCAUCAUGGGGAGCUGGUGCGCCAGCAUGGCGUCUGUGCAGCCUGCUGGUGCUAGCGCUAACUGUGGCGGCCCCCAUGGCAGGAGCCCUUGAGGCCGCAGCAGUGCAGACCGUCACGGUGCAGGCCACCGAUGCGCAGGGCAUGCAGGCAACUACCCAGGCCACACAUGCAGCCACCACCGCUCCGGCCGCUGUCGGCGCUGGUGGUGCUGAUAUGCAGCAGCAGGCGGCGCAGGCGGCAGCUGCCACCACGGCUGUGCAAGGUUCCGUCACCGGAACCGUGGCACAGCAGCAGCAGCAGUCUGUGGCAGCAGAGGCAGGGACCACCACUGCCAGUGCCACCGCCACCGUGGACGACCUGUUCCUGUGCGAGGACAAGCUGAAGAACAGCACAAUUGUGGAGCAGCUGCCGCAGCUCAAGAUUCAGCAGGUGCUGGACAGCAACAAGCCACGAAGCCCGCAGGAUGUCACGCUCGUCACGCAGCUGUCCUUUGAGCGGCUGUACAUGCUUGAGGGGCAGUGCGAUGUGUGGAAUGGGGUCAUCUCCGCCGCCGUCUAUAUCGCGCUGCUGAAUGGCAAGGUGGUGACCGUGGAGCUCAACAGCAACCAGGACCCGCGUCUGACCGACAUUACCGAGGUGGAGCGCAAGUUCAAGCAGUUCCACCAGCUGGCAGAGGCCAAGGGGCUGUGCAAGCUGGACCUGCAGCUGGUGAGCCAGACGGUGGAGAGCAUCUGGCUGUCGGCGCUGUACCCCGUGAACGCGAUGCGCAACCGGGCGCUGGCCAAUGCCCGCACCGACGCCGUGCUGCUGCUGGACGUCGACUUCUGGCCCUCGGCUGAGCUGAGUGAGCUGAUGCAGAAGCCUGCCAAGUACGAGAGCCUGAUGAAGACGCUGCAGGCAGGGGCUGCAGUUGUGCUGCCGGCCUACGAGACGGGCGACCCGGGCGACAUUGGCGUCGAAGUGGCACGCGAGGCAGUGCUGGAGGGCAAAGAUGCCGCUGUGAAGAUGUUCUGGGACGGGCGCAUCAAAGCCUUCCACACUGACCGAUAUGAGGCGGGCCACCGCGCUACCGACUACAAAAAGUGGCUGCAGGCUUCGCGCCCCUACAACAUUAUGUACGAAGAGGGCUUUGAGCCAUACGUCAUCAUCUCCCGCAAGUUUGUGCCCUGGUACGACGAGCGUUUCGUGGGCUACCGCAAGAAUAAGGUGGUGCACCUGCUCUACCUCUCCACCAGCGGCAUCCAGUUCAUGGUGCACCCCCGCGCCUUCACUGUGCACUCCCCCCAUCCCCGUGCUCGCACCUGGAAGGUCACCCACAAGACCGGCCUGUGGGACCAGCUGGCGGAGAUCUACGACCAGGCCAAGACGGGCAUGCUGGCGGGCACCUACAUCCCGGUUGCCAUGUACUCGUGUGGGGGGCACACGGCUGGGCCGCAGCUAGCACAUCGGCCCACGUUUGCGUCGGCGCAAGCCUGAGGGGUGGCCGAACCUGUGCCCGCGCCCUAUUUUUUAUUUACUGAUUCUCUCUUCUAGAGUCACGGCCAGGCUCAACAUUGGCGCCAAUUCAAAUAAAUGCUUGUUGCAAAAUGGCAUCAAAG